Messenger RNA from Hirsutella rhossiliensis, 2181 nucleotides. RefSeq names its product DNA polymerase alpha/epsilon subunit B domain-containing protein. Gene Ontology annotation, cellular component: epsilon DNA polymerase complex. The transcript is spliced from 5 exons. Gene Ontology annotation, molecular function: DNA binding. Gene Ontology annotation, biological process: error-prone translesion synthesis; DNA-templated DNA replication. Lineage: Eukaryota; Fungi; Ascomycota; Sordariomycetes; Hypocreales; Ophiocordycipitaceae. The record is from RefSeq and is a predicted model, not a curated record. The coding region runs from base 1 to 2181 and encodes 726 amino acids.
AUGGACAAGACUCCCGCCCCCCUCUUCCGCAAGCAGAAUGCGAUACCUUCAUCCGCGCUGCCCUCGUCGUCCCCAGCAUUCGGCACGCCCGUCCACCCGCUCAAGCCCUUCAACGUCGCCGUCACCAAGGCUGCGAUCCUCCCCAUCAUCCUGCCUCCCGCUACUCUCCGCCCGCUCGCAUUCCGCACCUUUACCAAGAAACACUCCUUGACCCUGACGUCGUCGGCGCUGCAGGAACUCGCCUCCUUCAUCGGCCGGCACUGCGGUUCAGGAUGGCGUGAGGAGGGCCUGGCUGAGAGGGUGCUCGAGGAAGCAGCUAGGAGCUGGAAGAAUAGGAACGGCGGCGUCAUUGUCGAUGGCUCCAGCAAACAGCUACACGAUAUCCUCAAGACCAUUUUGGACGCGCGCGAUGGUGAUGAGGUCAACACACGGUUGGGCUUGAGACCAACGACGCUUACGAGGGAGGACAGCAAUGCCAGCUUCGGGAUAUCCGGCCUCGGCGUCCAAGAGGAGGCGGACGACGAUGAAGAAGCCAAUGAUGCCCGGACGUGGCUCAAGAUCAUCGACGCCUACGAGCAACCGAGGCUCGUCUUCAACGUCGGCAAGAAGCACUUUGAGAGAGAGACGGCACAGCCAUCACUAUUCCCUCCCGCAUCCCACAAGACGGCCGUCUUCCGCAACCGCUAUAACGUCAUUCACCAACGCCUCCUCCGCAACGAAGCCUUCCAAACCUCGACCGUCUCCUCGUCCCGCCAACGCUCCCUCCAACGCUCGCUCUCGAACCAGCAAUCGCUCAAGAUCACCCCGAUCGCAAACAUGCUCGGCCGCCACGGGAGCAGCCACAUGCUUCUCGGCCAGCUUGUAGUCCUGCCGACAGGAGACCUCGCCAUCGGCGACUUGACUGGGGCCAUUGCCCUCGACCUCAGCCAGGCGGUUGCCAUUCCCGAGGAUUCGGCGUGGUUCUGCCCCGGCAUGGUGGUCCUGGUGGACGGCGUGUACGAGGAAGAGGAGGAGUCGCUGGGCAAAGGGCUCAGCGGCAGCAGCGGUGUUGGAGGGACGCUGGGGGGCCGCUUCCAGGGCUUCUUCAUCGGCCAGCCGCCGUGCGAGAAGCGGAGGGCGACGCUGGGCAUCAGCAGCCCCGACGGCGGGCAGGACCACACCAUUGGCGGGGGCUUCGGCUGGAUCGACUUUCUCGGCGUCGGCAGUGAGCGGGCCGUCGGGGCCAAGAUGCGCAGGCUGGAGCGCCGCCUGCUGCCGCCGCCGCCGUCGCAGGACGCGCCGGCAGGCCGCAACCGCGUCGUCAUCCUGGGCGAGCUCAACUUGGACCAGCCGCGGGCUUUGCAGGCCUUUCGCAAGAUCCUGUCCCUAUACGCCGCCGAGCCCGAAGGCAGCUGCCCCGUCAGCUUCGUGCUGAUGGGCAACUUCACCCAGCACGCCGUCAUGGCCCGUGGCGGCAGCGGCGGCAGCAUUGAGUACAAGGAAUAUUUCGACGCCCUGGCCUCGGCCCUCUCUGACUUCCCCACCCUCCUCCAGGCGUCUACGUUUGUCUUUGUGCCCGGCGACAACGACGGCUGGGUCUCGGCCUUUACGGCCGGCGCCUCGGUGCCUCUGCCCCGCAAGUCCGUCCCGGAAAUGUUCACGUCGCGCAUCCGCCGCGCCUUUGGGUCGGCCGUGUGGACGACGAAUCCGAGCCGCCUUAGCCUCUUUGGCCCCAACCACGAGCUCGUUCUCUUCCGCGACGACCUCUCGGCCCGUCUCCGGCGCACUUCCGUCGUACUGAACCCCGGCGCCGCAGCCCACCCCCACCCCCCCGAUCCUAUGGACAUUGACGCCGGCGCCGCAAACGACGACAAGCCCUCGGCAUCCCCCCCCCCACCCCUUGACGAAGACGUGCGCACCGCGCAAAAGCUCGUCAAGACGCUCCUCGACCAGGGCUACCUCGCGCCCUUCCGCCAGGCCAUCCGCCCCGUCCAUUGGGACCACGCCUCGGCGCUGCACCUGUACCCGCUGCCCUCAGCCAUGGUGCUCGCCGACACCACGGCGCCGCCCUUUUGCCUCAGCUAUGAAGGCUGCCAUGUCAUGAACCCAGCCGCCGUCCUCGUUGCCGGCAAGAAGGGCGCCGCCAGGUGGGUUGAGUACCAGGUCGGCCGCCUGGGCAGGCUGCGCGAAUGUACCUUUUAG